AUGACGACUUUUUCCGGAGGAGCAUGCACAGAUGAGAAUGUUUUUCUCCAGCUCUGCGAGAGCUCCCAGUCACAGAUCUGCUCUGAUUCUCAGACAUGUGCAUUUCUUCCUCUCUUCUGUCUGCAGCUCGCGACCAUCAGGAGUGAAUCGCGUCUGAAGCACCUUCUCCUGCGUUUGCCCAGUUACUGCCCCGAGUCUCUGAGUGAACUUUGGAUCUGCAUCAACAACACAUUGCCGGGAGCAUCAAAGAAGUCAGACGGAUGGGUGGGUUUGGGCUGCUGUGAGCUGGCCAUCUCCGCUGAGUGCCGCAGGGACUGCAAGCAGGCGUCGUCUAAAAAUGACAUCGCUAAAGUAUGCAAGAAAGACACCGAGAAACCACUCUACAGCUGUAUCACCAAAAAUGAAAGUAAGCAAAGCUGCAUGACAAGGUCUUUGGUUAUCAGUCCGUCUGUACCUCGUUUCUGUGAUUCGGUCCUCCGAGACUUUCCUACCAUCAAGAUGCCCUUCAUGAACAUCCCUGUGCUGGACAUCAGCGGGUGCCAGCCGGAGAUGUGGAAGACCGUGGCCUGUGCGCUGCAGAUCAAACCCUGCUACAGCAAGUCCAGAGGAAGCGUCAUCUGCAGGUCGGACUGUGUGGAUAUCCUGACGCAGUGUGGUGAUGGCAAGCGCUUUCUCGAGGGACAGACGCCCGAGCGCAUCUGUGACCUGCUGUCGGCCACGGACGACCCGGAGCGCUGCAUCCCUCUCCACAGAUACCUCACUCCCAGUCCCUUUGAGAACAGCAUUGAAGAAGUCAUCCACCCCUGCAACCCCAGCCCCUGUCCCAGCAGUCAGCUGUGUGAAGUCAACAGAAAGGGCUGCCACCCCGGACACGACUGCCUGCCCUACUUCUGUGUCCCCGGCUGUAAGCUGGGGGAAGCGUCGGAGUUCCUGGUGCCGCUGGACAGCCGGAUCCAGGUGCCCACCAGGAGCGGUCAGGUGGGCUGUUACGAGGUGUGCACCUGCGGUCAGAGCGGCCGUCUGGAGAACUGCGCUGAAAUGCCCUGCUUCGACACCAGCAAGACCUGCCUCUCGGGAGGACAGCGCAAGAGUCACGGUGUGUCGUUCCGGCUCGACUGUCAGCCCUGCUCCUGCUUCGCCGGUGAAAGCAUCUGCUCGUCUCGUCAGUGUGUGCGCUCCGACGGCUCGGACGAGGACAGACGGCUCUUCACAGGGCUUCCCUGCAGCUGCGCCGAUCAUUUCGUGCCGGUUUGUGCUCGCAACGGACGCACAUAUCCCAGCGCUUGUGUGGCGCGCUGCGUCGGCUUCAAGGACAACCAGUUUGUGUUCGGCUCCUGCAGGAGCAUCAACCCCUGCUCCCCGAACCCCUGCCAGAGGAGCCAGAGGUACACACUCAAACACACACACACUCUCUCACACAACCAGCUGGAUCCGGUCUGUGACACAGACAACAUGGAACACGCCAACCUGUGUCUGCUGUUCCAGCGGAGCAAGAGCCUGGCCUACAUGGGACACUGUCAGGACGCCUGCAGGAAGCCCAGAGAGGUGUGUGGUCAUAACGGGGAGACCUACAGUACGGUGUGUGAAGCGUUCUCGGACCGUGUGGCUGUGGACUAUCCGGGCCGCUGUCAUGCGGUCGGUGUCGUGUCAGAGUUCACGUCAGACUCGGGCUGCAACGCUGUUCCCUGCCCUCCGCUCUCCAGCCGCGCCUGCAACCCCGUCACACCGCUCGGUGCCUGCUGUCCGGUGUGUGCGGGAAUGCUGCAGAUCCUCUGGAAUAAAGCACAGAUGAACAGCUUCGCUAAGGUAAAUGUUUCAUCUUCUCAUUCUGCAUUGCACUGAGCUGAGAGCUGGUCAUGUUUAAAGUGUCCUGUGAUUUUAGCCAAGCGCAUUGAGAUCAGGCAGCCAGCAGGAGGCAGUGUGGAUCAUUUAAUAGCAUAAAUGCACCAGCGGACUGUUCCUAUAGGAUCAUGCUUCUCCAGAACAGCAUGCCUUACAUCAGCCACUCCAGAUCUCUGA
Molecule: messenger RNA, 2019 nt
Organism: Sinocyclocheilus grahami
Lineage: Eukaryota; Metazoa; Chordata; Actinopteri; Cypriniformes; Cyprinidae
Product: reversion-inducing cysteine-rich protein with Kazal motifs-like
Exons: 15
Coding region: 1-1842 (613 amino acids)
Biological process (GO): blood vessel maturation; extracellular matrix organization; sprouting angiogenesis
Cellular component (GO): plasma membrane
Molecular function (GO): metalloendopeptidase inhibitor activity; protein binding
Source: RefSeq, a predicted model, not a curated record